AUGGCCUUGAAGAGUCCCGUGAUGGCUUCACCCUCAACCGCCAGUCUGGCGUCCGCAUUCAGCCCAUAUAGCGCUUCAGAGUCACCAAAAUCGCCUUCGCAAUUUGGAUCGCCGUAUUCCAACACCACGGCCAAUGCGAGCAACCGAAACUCGAUUCCUCCCGACAGCUUGGCCCCACCAAAGAGCCCUUACCCACAGCAAAUUGAACCUUCGCCAGUCGAUUCGAAUGGGACAGCAAGCACAGAGAUCGAGGACGACGAACAAGAGGAGGAAAACCGACGGCGCGGCACGGACGUUGACGAGGCACUGUCGCCCGACAUAGAGAUCACCAGUCCGGGGAGUGCGAGGAGCGUGAGUGCUGCGCAAAGAGAUCAAGAUGAUACUUGUGCUGACCCACAACAGGAGGCCCCGCCUCGGUUGGAUACCCAGCUCCUUCGGACGAGGUCCGAUUCCACAGAGGACGCGCCACAAUCAGUCAUUCAUGUCCCAGAAGGGUUCAAAAGCUUUGACAAGGCAGCACGAGGACCUUCUCGAGAGAAGCGGUUCAACAAUGCCGCUGGAGCCUCUCCGGUCACGCCCGAGGCUGCUGUUCCAAGUCAAGAUCUGAAAAAUCCGUUUCCUCUCAGUCCUGUCAUCACCGAUAUUCCACGAGUCAUGGAGCGAGCUACACCACGAGCACAGUCCAGACAGGAAUCAGAAGACGAGUACAAGCGCAAGAGUCGUCGCACCUCGAGUCUAGAAGGUGAGCAAACUUUAGCAAGACACAAAUUGAGUCCCACUAAUCAGAUCUCAGACAUUCCCGAGGCUGCAGACAAAGACGCCGACGAUUCGAAUCGCCAGAAGAGUAAACCCGCAAGCCCCGAAACGGCCGGUCUCGUGGAAGACGGCGUACUGAGCAAGGCCAUUCGCCAGAUAGAUCAAGCUGAAACCGACAUCUCUGCACUGCGGACUGCCUUGAGUGAAUGUUGGACUUUGUGCAACACCCUCGCCGGCCUAUCUUCUUCUCACCGACAACGAACCUUCAAGUUCACAGGCAGGGCCGAAGUACAGGAGCAGGCCUGGCGGAAUUGCUGGCGCCUCUGUCAACAAUUAUACGAAAAACGCGAUGAGGACCAUGCUAGUCAAGUAAUCCCCACCAUGGAACUAUGUCGCGACUUCUGCCAGGCAUUAUUCGAGGCAAGGCAAAAAACCGACGAGGCGUCUGACUCCGUCCUACGCGUGAGCUUCGAGCUCAACAAUCACCUCUACAACACACAUGAUCGAAGUCUUCCAGAUGCGUUCAACGAGCGAACACUUGAAUUCUACAUCACGCUUUGCCAUCGAUUGAUGAAGCAACGGACAUCGCUCCCUCAGGAGACGGACUCGUUGCUGCGAGCGUGUUGGUCACUCGCAGAGAUGCUUUUCAACCUUCGACAAAGCAAGCACGAAGGACGAGCCGAUGACGAGGAAUUGAUUGGUUCAGCUGUACAAGCCUGCUGGGACUUGUGUGAUCUUUUCCGCGAAGGCUGGUCGCAGGUUCGUCCUGAUAGAGGAACGCCACGCGCCGGUCAAACGAGCUUUGCGUCCUCUGCGCCAUUCCGGUCGGGCUCCGGACAAUCCAUGCGAUCGAUCGCGCGGUCGACUUCGAGCGCAUUGAGUAUGAGCAAGAAAGCCUAUGACAUCGGGGCAUUCCCUCCAGAGACCCCAAUUACUGUAUUCGAUGACACCACCUCCACCGCCGCAUCCUCGCCCGACUCGGCCACGAUGCCGAACAUUCUCGUGUUAGGUCCAUCGAGUACCUCGGGUGGAUCCAUCCGUGGGGGCAUAUCUCACCACGACCGAUGGUCAAGCGAUGCAUCCGUACUCAGCGAUUACUCCGAAUCCGUGGCCUCCCAAUCCGUAGCCUCAUCACAACAUUCCUCUUCGACGGCAACCGCUGCUGCGGAGGAGACGCAUCUCCUCCGACUCCGAUGCCUGCUCCUGCGCGCCGCUAUGCAAAUUGGCUACGCCAGGGCAUCGGGUCAACCUCUCCAGGCCUUCGUACAAACACUCCCGAGCACAGCCUUUGGCACAGCGCCUUGGCACAUCAAAGUCUUUGGGUACUACAAAAACCUGAUUCAGAGCGACAAGUCCAUGGCUGCAGCACACAUGAUGCCUUCACGACGCCUCAGCGCCAACGAGGCCGCGAAAGCGGUGCGAUGGCUCGGCAACAACGACCAGUGGGCUUGGAUGCGCGAUCUCUUCCGGAUCGUGUUCGGGUUCGGCAUCGAUGAGGCCAACGACCGUGAAGCGCAGUUCCUUGUCUGA
Messenger RNA from Dissoconium aciculare CBS 342.82, 2286 nucleotides. RefSeq lists its product as uncharacterized. The coding region runs from base 1 to 2286 and encodes 761 amino acids. The transcript has 3 exons. The record is from RefSeq and is a predicted model, not a curated record. Lineage: Eukaryota; Fungi; Ascomycota; Dothideomycetes; Mycosphaerellales; Dissoconiaceae.